CUCAUUGGAUACAGAAGGACAGAAUUGUGAGACUGUAUUUCUGCAAAUGGUCCAGAUGCUCUGUCCUGCACUGGUGCCUCCUUUCCCAGAGACUCCACUGACCUGGCGUGGGCCAGGCACCACUUGGCUUUUGCUUCUCCUUGAUCUCCUCCUGGAGCAAGAGCAGCACCUGCUCCAUCAUGGUAUGUUCCUGUACUGCACAACCUGCUGGAUCAAAUCAUCCAGGAUGGAGCAGAUCAGCCUAUGCAGCCCUUUCCUACAAGAGACAUCCAAGGAGCGCUCAGGAGGGCAGAGUCCGGGGCUACCCCUGCUUGCAGCACCCUCAGCCAGGUCCAUAGCUGUGCUCCGUAGGUGAGCCAGCUCUCAUGAACCUUUACACCUUGGGUGUGGCAGGAGGGUGGAGGUUCCAGGGCUCCUGGGCACCAGAGCACAUGGAAUCCUGAGAGGUAUGGGGGCCCUGGGUGGCAGAGCUGUCUCUGCACCUCCACAACCCCAUGGCACUCAUUAAAGGGGCUGUGUCUGGGGAAGAAGUGCAGACAGGUGGGACGAGAGAUGAUGCUGGGCUCCAUUCCUGACCCCUCAUGGCUUGGACUUAGUGCCUGGCCAGCAUCCACAUUACCGAAGUAUCUUACUGGGAUCAGGGCAUGCUCCCAUGGCACUGGCAAUACCUCUUCCACGUGUGAAUUGGGCUGGACUUUGCCUGAUAGGGCACUGCCCCGGGCACAGUCCUGGCACAGGACCCAGUACUGCCUCAGGCACAGUCCUGGCACAGGUGCCAGCCAGUUCGGAGGUUGUGGAGGCUGCCAGCAGGGAAGACAGCCAGUGCUGUGUGGACCCACUGUCAACCAUGGAGCAGGAAGCUGAAAUCACACAGGAGAUGGGAAGCCUCCAUGGCAUCCCCCUCUACAAGAGCUUCAUCGAGGGCUGGCCACAGGUGAAGGCUUUCCAAGCCCGUCCAGAUGACCUGCUCAUCUCUACCUACCCCAAAUCGGGCACAACGUGGCUGAGCGAGAUCAUGGACAUGAUCUACCACGAUGGCGAUGUGGAGAAGUGCCGACGGGAUGCCAUCUACAACCGUGUGCCCUUCCUGGAGUUGAAGGCCCCCAUGGAAACAAGUGGUGUUGAGCUGCUGGAGAACACCCCAUCCCCACGGCUGGUAAAGACCCAUCUCCCAGUCCAGCUCCUCCCAACCUCCUUCUGGGAGAAGGACUGCAAGAUUAUCUACAUGGCCCGCAACCCCAAGGAUGUUGCCAUCUCCUACUACUACUUCCACCAGAUGGCCAAGAUGCACCAUGACCCUGGCACAAAGGCUGAGUUCUUGGAGAACUUCAUGGCUGGCAAAGUGCCCUACGGAUCCUGGUACGACCAUGUGCGCGGAUGGUGGGAAAAGAAGCAGGAGAAGAAGAUACUCUACCUCUUCUAUGAGGACAUGAAGAAGGACCCACGGCAGGAGGUGCAGAAGAUCUUGCAGUUCCUGGGCAAGGAGUUGGCAGAGGGAACAGUGGAUAGGAUUCUGCACCACACCUCCUUCCAGGAGAUGAAGAAGAACCCUGCUGCCAACUAUGAGACCGUGCUCCCCACCUUGAUGGAUCACAGCAUCUCCCCCUUCCUCCGGAAAGGGAUCUCUGGAGACUGGAAGAACCACUUCACUGUGGCCCAGAACGAGCGCUUUGAUCAGCACUACCAGAAGCUCAUGGCAGGCUCUGACCUCCACUUCCAGAUGGAAGUGUGAGAGGCUCAUCUCCCUUCCCAGGAGGACUGUGCUUCCCCCUGCUCUCCCAGUGGGGAGGAUGGAUCCAGAUGGAGAUUCUUGCACUAAUUCACUUUUCUCCUUGCAAUAAAUUGUGAUAAACAGA
Molecule: messenger RNA, 1856 nt
Organism: Agelaius phoeniceus (red-winged blackbird)
Lineage: Eukaryota; Metazoa; Chordata; Aves; Passeriformes; Icteridae
Product: sulfotransferase 1 family member D1-like
Molecular function (GO): sulfotransferase activity
Source: RefSeq, a predicted model, not a curated record